Molecule: messenger RNA, 3645 nt
Organism: Glossina fuscipes
Lineage: Eukaryota; Metazoa; Arthropoda; Insecta; Diptera; Glossinidae
Gene: tam
Product: DNA polymerase subunit gamma-1, mitochondrial
Exons: 2
Coding region: 1-3600 (1199 amino acids)
Biological process (GO): mitochondrial DNA replication
Cellular component (GO): gamma DNA polymerase complex; mitochondrion
Molecular function (GO): DNA-directed DNA polymerase activity; DNA binding; 3'-5' exonuclease activity
Source: RefSeq, a predicted model, not a curated record
AUGUUUAUUGUUAUUUAUUUGUUUACCAAUCAGUUGGUCACUUGCACUUUUUAUUCAUUUAGCAAGAUUUCAAGUUUCACGAUGAUAAAGCGUUAUUAUUCCUCAAAAGCAGUUAGAAAGUUUUAUCCCCAUACUCAAAUAAAAAUUUUCCGCAAGACCGAUUACAAUUCCGCAACGACGCUAGCAAAUAUACAAAAUAGUAAGAAUAACGCCUUUCCAAAGAGUGCAGAAAAAAUAUUAGAAACAAACGAAAUACGAACGCUCAGAGAUAAGGAACUGACCAACAAUAAUAACACAAAAAGCGGAUCUCAAAACAAUAAGAAGGAUGCCAAUACGUCCUCGGAAUAUUAUGAGAAUUUGGCGCGAAUUCAAAUGUUAUCGACGAAUUUACACAAACAAUUAUUUCCUCAAGCACCACGCUUUCAAGUAGACGUCGAAGAAGGAAAGAAAUACAAUCUCAACCUUAAACGGCAUGGUAUUGAAGUUGAUUGCGUGGAGCGAUUAAAGGAUGUGAAUAUAAAAUUGCCACCAUUGAAGGGUAACAACAUCGAACGCCAUUUUUACCAAAUAGGUAAAGACCAGGUGAAACCAUAUGAAGAUUUACUUAUUCCUUUGGUUCAAUUAAAGCAAUUGCCAGCAAAACCCGAACGUUGGAUUUUAAAAGAAGGUUGGACUGUUUAUGAUACCACAACGAAGGAGCAUCAGUCUAUAAAUUGGCCAUUAGAAGACGGUUUAGUGCUAGAUGUAGAGGUUUGUAUAUCAGAAGGCGCUAUGCCUACUAUAGCGACUGCCGUCAGUACUAAACACUGGUACUCUUGGGUUAGCCCGCGUUUGCUUGUUCCUCAACAUGAAAUUACAGCUAAACAGGAGUUUCCCCGUUAUACCCUAGAAGACUUAAUACCAUUAGGAAAAAGAACACCAAAACUUAUUGUAGGUCACAAUGUUUCUUACGACCGCGCCCGACUUAGGGAACAAUAUCUAAUAGAGGAUACAGGAGUACGCUUUUUGGAUACUAUGUCUUUGCAUAUGUGUGUGAGUGGUGUUACCAGUUAUCAACGUGCCUUGAUGAAAUCGAAGAAAGAACCUGCCGCUGAAGAUGUCGAAUGGUUGUCGCAAAGUUGCUUAAAUAGUUUAGCAGAUGUCCAUAGCUUGUAUUGCGGUGGUGCUCCUAUAUCGAAAGAGGAACGUAAUAUUUUUAUAAGUGGCAAUUUGGACGACAUUCGUUUUAAUUUUCAAAAGUUGAUGAACUAUUGUGCGCAAGAUGUCGAAGCUACACAAAGUGUGCUCCAUAAUUUAUAUCCUCUAUUUGCUGAAAGAUUUCCACAUCCUGUUACUUUGGCUGGUAUGUUGGAAAUUAGUUCAGCUUACUUACCAGUCAAUAAAAAUUGGUGGCGCUACAUAAGCGAAUCAGACUUGACUUACGAAGAUCUCAAUAUAGAAGCUAAAUAUCAUUUGGCUCGAAGAGCAGAUGAAGCAUGUUCGUUAAUGAAAAAUGAACAGUACAAAAAUAAUUUAUGGCUUUGGGAUGAAGAUUGGAGUACACAAGAGCUAAAGCUAAAAAAGGUCAAAUCUAUUACUAAAAAAAAGCCUGUCGACAAUAAUUUAAAGGAAACAGAUUAUAUUUUGGAUCUGCCCUCAACAGAAGAGGAGGAAUAUUUGUGUAGAAAAUUUAAAUAUUUACAUGACACGAGAUUCCAUUUGCCCGUUAAACGACCUUUACUACCCGGAUACCCUGCCUGGUAUCGGAAAUUAUGUCAAAAGAUCCCUAAGGAUUUAAACAGGCUAUCGGAAUGGUCACCGGGCCCCUCAGAAAUAAGCACAGGUAUGCAGAUAGCUCCUAAGCUGCUUUCUCUAUGUUGGGAAGGCUACCCUUUACAUUAUUCUCGUGAACAUGGUUGGGGAUUUCUAGUACCAUUUCGUGUGCGGUCGUCCAAUGAAGAAAACCUCUCUUUGCCUCAUGUACCCAUUGAAGAACUGGUUAAACGGUGUCCGAUCCCGAAGUUUCUACAGGAUCAUGCUACUAAAAAUGAAACCGAAUAUGCUUUUGGAAUUUUGAAUAAAGAGCUGAAUGCAAACUUAGGAAAACGUGAGUUCUACGCUAAAGCCGCCAAAAAGGAUGGCACUAAUGGUCUUUAUAAAGGAUCGGGAGUAUGGUGCGGCAAAAUAUUGGACGAUUGUUGUUUUUUUCUAAAACUACCCCAUAAAAAUGGAAAGUCUCUACGAGUAGGGAAUCCAUUAUCACGAGAUUUUCUUAACAAAUUCUCCGAAAACGUUUUAAGCUCUGGAGAAGAUGAAAACACUGCAGCCGCAAGAGUCAUCUCUAUAGCUCGUAUGAUGUCCUAUUGGCGAAACAAUCGUGAUCGAAUAAUCAGUCAGUUGGUUGUGUGGUUAACACCAGAUCAGUUAUCUCCUCAAGUGCAAUGCGAGCAGAAUUAUCAAUAUGGUGCCAUUUGUCCUCAGGUUGUCGUUUGUGGGACUUUAACGCGUCGCGCGAUGGAGCCUACUUGGUUGACCGCUUCCAACUCUAAGGUGGAACGUAUCGGUUCGGAAUUGCGAGCUAUGGUGCAGGCGCCACCCGGUUAUCGUAUAGUUGGUGCAGAUGUUGAUUCUCAAGAAUUAUGGAUCGCUUCAGUUUUGGGUGAUGCUUACGCCCAUGGUGUGCAUGGAUCCACUCCAUUUGGUUGGAUGACUUUGAGUGGUACAAAAACCAAUGGAACCGACAUGCAUUCAAUAACUGCAAAGGCCGUGGGAAUAUCGAGAGAUCAUGCCAAAGUUAUUAACUAUGCUCGUAUAUACGGAGCCGGGCAAAAUUUUGCGGAGGGUUUGCUUAAACAAUUCAAUCCUACGUUUUCCGGAACGGAGGCACGAAACAAGGCCAUGAAAAUGUUUUCUUUAACGAAAGGUAAAAAAGUCUAUAAAUUGAAGAAAGAUUACCAACAGGAAUAUGGAAAUAGGAGCUAUUCCAGUUACGAAGCAUUAAAGUUGGCUUCCUGUCAAAAUCGUAGCGUCAAUGAGAUGUUCCUGCGGGCUUGCUGGGAAGGUGGCACGGAGAGCGCUAUGUUUAAUCGUUUAGAGGAGAUCGCUACAGGAGAAGAACCGGUUACACCAUUUUUACAGUGCCGUCUCAGCCGCGCAUUAGAAACUUACAACACAGAUGAAUAUCGGUUUUUGCCCACACGUAUUAACUGGGUGGUGCAAAGCGGGGCUGUUGAUUUUCUGCAUUUGAUGCUCGUGUCCAUGCGUUGGUUAUUAGGCACAAAAGCCCGAUUUUGCUUAAGUUUUCACGACGAAAUACGUUAUUUGGUAAAAGAGGAGGAUGCUUAUACUGCUGCACUAGCCAUGCAUGUAACAAAUCUGCUUACACGAUCAUUUUGUUGUUCACGCUUGGGACUAAAUGAUCUGCCAAUGUCUGUGGCAUUCUUUUCCUCGGUAGAAGUAGAUACAGUACUGCGAAAAGAAAGCUCUAUGGACUGUAAAACGCCCUCAAAUCCGCACGGAUUACACAUUGGUUACGGCAUAGCGCCCGGCGAGAGUUUGAACAUAUAUGAGGCCAUCAGGAAGGCGAAUUGCAAUGACUUAUCUCACUGGAAAUUGGUUUAAAAUCAAUGAGUAAUUAGUUUUAGUUUUCAGUUGAUUACUCUUUAU